This is a messenger RNA of Penicillium samsonianum, 969 nucleotides long. RefSeq lists its product as uncharacterized. Bases 1 to 969 code for a protein of 322 amino acids. Lineage: Eukaryota; Fungi; Ascomycota; Eurotiomycetes; Eurotiales; Aspergillaceae. The record is from RefSeq and is a predicted model, not a curated record. The transcript has 2 exons.
AUGGGCCAACCGUCAAUCCCCCCUACCCCCACCUCCGCCAGUGUGGCCGGUAAAACCGCCAUUAUCACCGGCGGCAAUACGGGAAUCGGCUACGAAGUCGCUCGCCAGCUCCUCCUCCUUAAAGCAUCACGCGUUAUUAUUACCGUGCGAUCAACCAGCAAAGGUCAGGAAGCCGUCGCCUCGCUACGGAAAGAAGCCAGCCCCACUGCCACGAUUGAAUUCUUCUAUCUCGAUCUCGACGAUUUUCAAUCCGGCGUGGAGUUUGCGAAACGGGUCCGCGCCGAGGUCCCUGAACUACAUCUUCUCAUCUGCAACGGUGGUGUUAAUCUGAUGAGUUACGAAGCUAGCAAGACUACUAGCCAUGAACGUGUUAUGCAGGUCAACUGCUACGCUCAUUUCCUGGUUAUAUUAGAACUCCUUCCUCUUCUUCGCGCGACGGCAGUGAACCACGGCGAACCAUCACGUCUCACGUUCGUCGGGUCGAAUAACCAAAACUUCCACACGCUAGCGAAAAAUCCUCUAACCGAUUCCGAGACCGUGAUCGAACACUACGACAAUAAGCAGACGUAUAGCGGGUUACAGCGGUACGCGGAUAGUAAAUUCGUCGUACAUGCGUUUGUACAGCGACUGGCGAGCGUCGUGCCAUCUUCGGAGCUUAUCAUCAACGAUCCCUCUCCUGGCUUGGUGGCUACCAAAUUCGAUCGUGGACUACCGCUCUGGUUAAAGCCGAUUAUGUCCGUGUUGAGGAAGUUGAUGGCGAGAACGGUCGAUGAGGGCGCAAGGACGAUUAUCUAUGCGGCUGUUGUUGCCGGGCAGGAGACCCAUGGAAAGUUUUUGCAGAAUAAUAAAGUGGAUCCCGGCGCACCCAUCUUCCAGGAGAAAGCCGGACAGGUUUUUGUCGAGAGAUUGUGGAAGGACACUAUCACAGAGGCUAGCCAGUAUGACGCCGAGUUGCAGACCUUCGCUUGA